Molecule: messenger RNA, 501 nt
Organism: Spirometra erinaceieuropaei
Lineage: Eukaryota; Metazoa; Platyhelminthes; Cestoda; Diphyllobothriidea; Diphyllobothriidae
Source: the annotation of a GenBank genome assembly
AUGCGGAAAAGUUCAGUUGAGAAUCGUCAUCGUCUUUUACUCAGCACGAAGCUGAAGAUGUACAAGGCCGUCAUCCUUCCGAUGCUGCUGUAUGGAACGGAGACUUGGACAGUGUACACAAAGCAGGCACGCCGACUGAACUACUUCCACCUCAGUUGUCUUCGUCGCAUCCUGAGGCUGAGUUGGCAGGAUCGCAUCCCAAACACUGAUGCACUGGAACGGACGGGAAUCCUCAGCAUCUACACCAUGCUGAGACAAAUGCAGCUGCGUUGGAGCAGCCACCUGGUGCGCAUGGACGACGAGCGACUACCCAAACGACUCUUCUACGGAGACGCCUCCACGGGUUCUCGUCACCGAGGGGGCCAAAUUCGCCUAUACAAGGAUGCUCUGAAGUCAUCCCUGAAGCGUCUGCAAAUUAAUCCGACCAAUUCGGAAGAGCUCGCCAUCGACCGACCGACCGACCUGGAGGGGGACAGCAAAGACAGGCGCUGCGAUCUAUGA